UAGCGAGCGACAUCAUCAACACACAAAGACCUCAUCACAUCUUUCCAGUUCACCGGCCGUUAUGGAGAUGAAGCCCGCCGCGCAGCCGGUCACCGGCGUCCCCGUCGGCGCGGCGCCCGCCGCCUGGUCCUCCGGCCUCUUCGACUGCUUCGACGACUGCGGCCUCUGCUGCGUGACCUACUGGUGCCCGUGCAUCACGUUCGGCAAGGUGGCGGAGAUCGUGGACAGGGGGUCGACGUCGUGCGGGACGAGCGGCGCGCUCUACGCGCUCCUGUGCUCGCUCACGGGAUGCCAGUGGAUCUAUUCCUGCACCUACCGCUCCAAGAUGCGCGCCCAGUACGCGCUCCCGGACGGGCCCUGCUGCGACUGCUGCGUCCACUUCUGCUGCGAGCCGUGCGCGCUCGUCCAGCAGUACAAGGAGCUCAAGGCCCGCGGCUACGACCCCGAGAUCGGCUGGCACCUCAACAUGGAGCGCCGCGCCGGCGCCGGCGCCGUCAACCCGCCCGGCGUUCAGGGGAUGGGCCGCUAGCUGGCUAGCUGGUCGAACUCAGCUGCUGCUUUACUAUUGCCGUUUGUGUCAUGCGUCGUUUAUGUUUCAUAAAUUACUAUUGCAUAUAUGGUACUAGUGUCCGUAGUAACUUGUCAAAAAAAGUAACCGUGGUAACUUGUGUGAGUACUCCCUCCGGUGCUUUUUACUCUGCACAUUAAAUUUGCCGAAAGUCAAACUUUGCUAAGUUUGACCAAAUUUAUAUUGAAAAUUAUUAGCAUCUAU
Messenger RNA from Triticum dicoccoides, 772 nucleotides. RefSeq names its product cell number regulator 10-like. Bases 62 to 529 code for a protein of 155 amino acids. NCBI's taxonomy places the organism in Eukaryota, Viridiplantae, Streptophyta, Magnoliopsida, Poales, Poaceae. The transcript has a single exon. The record is from RefSeq and is a predicted model, not a curated record.